This is a messenger RNA of Truncatella angustata, 1614 nucleotides long. RefSeq names its product glycoside hydrolase superfamily. The record is from RefSeq and is a predicted model, not a curated record. NCBI's taxonomy places the organism in Eukaryota, Fungi, Ascomycota, Sordariomycetes, Amphisphaeriales, Sporocadaceae. Bases 1 to 1509 code for a protein of 502 amino acids. Gene Ontology annotation, biological process: glucan catabolic process. The transcript is spliced from 6 exons. Gene Ontology annotation, cellular component: cell surface; extracellular region. Gene Ontology annotation, molecular function: beta-glucosidase activity.
AUGACCACCCAAAUUGAGGUUUCCCAAGCCCAGGCAUCAUGUUCAGGGUCAUUCUCUACUUUGACAGCUUCGUCCGUCAUAUCUAGUCUAAGUCCUGGAUGGAACCUAGGUAUACCACUUGAUGCAUUUUCUACCGAAGGGAGUUGGAACAAUGCAGUGGUUGACUCCGGUACCUCUGAUAAUGUGGAGAUAGCCGGCUUCAAUAGCAUUCGGAUACCAGUGACCUGGGCCUACCAUUUCACAGGCACCACCAACGAAGGGGACUUGCCUGAUUGGACGAUGCAUUCUACGUGGCUCCAACGCGUGUCAGAUGUCAUCGAUAUGGCCACCGAUCGUGGAUUCUACAUAAUCGUCAACGCUCAUCACGACUCGGCUCUUUGGGCUGAUGUGACUGUAUCUGGGGUCAAUUUGACUAUGGUCGAAGAGAAGUUUUAUAGACUUUGGUACCAAGUUGGCGUUGAACUUGGCUGCAAACUAUCAACUGUAGCCUUCGAACCCUUGAACGAGCCGCCGGAAACAACUUCCGACCACGCAGCUGAGUUGAACAGAUUGAACAAUAUAUUCCUGCAAGCGAUCAAUGAUACUGGAGAAGACAUGAGCCGUACGGGCCAAUAUUUCCAGCGUCCUGACUCCACUUAUAGCAACCCUUACGCACUGCAACAUGGGACAAAAACCAUAUGGGGCUCGGAUGCGGAUGAAGCGGCCCUCGAGAUAGAUUUCUCCCUGCUCCAAAAUAACUUCACCGAUAUUUCUGUGGUCGUCGUGGAAUGGCUUGCAAGCUCAGUCAUGACGGAAACGGCCGGAUGCUGGAGGUACUACGACUAUCUGUCGCGUAUGGCUGCGAAGUAUAACUUCGCAACGAUCAUAUGGGAUUCCGAUGCGAAUUUGGAUUCGUCGACAACGAACCAAUUCACCUGGGCAUACAUCUUCAAUAAAGUCGGCAAUAAUGUACAAGAUUAUGACCUGCCAUUUGUUUUGAAUGGCAACUCUGUUAGCGAGGUGGCCUAUGGAUAUUCCACCCUUGUCGAAGGGACACAAUCCUACCUCGAGGAUAACAAUAUCACAUUCUCUGCUUCGUAUCUAUCAAGCUAUUUUUCUUCCACGAGCACUGACAUCCUAGAGACCAUUACAAUUUCUUUCUCUGCUGGUGCUGCCAUACCGGUGCAGAUAGUUCAGUGGGAUACGCCUGUAAUCACUACCAGUAGCGCACAGGCUAUCUCAGGGUCCGACACGGCGGUUUCAAUUAUCUGGAAUGGUGUCGGCAGGCCAGCGACUGUGGGUGCAUAUAAGUCGGACGGAAGCUAUCUUGUGGACGGUUGGACGAUCUACCUGAGACCGCUGGAACAAGGGGGCCAAGAAGGAAUAACAAUUACGGGCAGCGCCGCUUCUGCAGACGUUGCAGCUAGCCAGCCUACGACCUUCGUGAUCGACACUUAUCCCCGAGUUGCCGGGAACAGCGCGAAUUUUACACUGACAGUAGGAGUGGGUGCCAUAUUAAGAUAUCUGUGAUUUGAAAAAUAUGUGUCACAGGUCGCGGACGAUGUGAUGACGCGGCAUUGAAAGUAAUUUUUGCAAAAUAGGAUGCAAGAGUUUUCCAGUAGCUUACGAUUGCAU